Messenger RNA from Laccaria bicolor S238N-H82, 213 nucleotides. RefSeq lists its product as uncharacterized. Bases 1 to 213 code for a protein of 70 amino acids. The record is from RefSeq and is a predicted model, not a curated record. The transcript has a single exon. Lineage: Eukaryota; Fungi; Basidiomycota; Agaricomycetes; Agaricales; Hydnangiaceae.
AUGACGAAACGUACUUUUGCUUGGAAUGUGGCGACCCCACGCAUAUUGCUGGAUGAUCUGGAUUUUGCCCUACCACCUGACGAUAGGGAGUUACUUAAGAGUCCCUCAGAGAAAAAGGCUAUCAUCUAUCAAAUACAUGCGAUACACCGCGAGGAGCCACCUGCACGGAAUACAGUACAAAGAGAGAGGGUAUUACGACGAACACCUUCAUGA